AUCAAUGUCCUGAGGAGAAGUGCUGAAAUGACUUGACUGUAUAUGUUUGUUUUAUUGUCAAGCAGCAGGCGAGACCAGAGAGAGAGAUAGAAUAUCAACCACGGAAGGAGAGACACAUGAGAGAGACAGACAUCCAGACAAUACAAAGAAAGGAGAGACCUGGAAGGGAGGUUCACUGUCACACUAUACAGAGAAAGGCUGCCACUACCACAGACCCUGAUGCAGAGCCUGCAGUGGGCCACAGGUCUAAGUGUGCUAUCCCCAACCCCCCCUCCACGCUGGACAAGCAGACCAACUGGUCCAAGGCCCUGCCACUGCCCACUCCCCAGGAGAGGAUGAAGAGUGACCCAGCUGUCGUGUCCUCAUGCAUCAUCCCCAUCAAUGUCACUGGGGUGGGGUUCGACAGGGAGGCUAGCGUGCGCUGCUCCCUGGUACACUCCCAGUCUGUGCUGCAGAGGAGGAGGAAGCUGAGGAGGAGGAAGACCAUCACUGGUAUCCCCAGACGAGUUCAACAGGACAUGGACUCUGAUGAGUCUCCGGUGGCGAGGGAGAGGACAGUGAUCAUCCACGCCAACCCUCACCUGUCCCUCUGUCAGGAGGAGCUCUCCCUCCGAGGGGGACACACCAAGGACUCCGGCUGCCAGACGGAUGACUGCCUGACCGGUGGCGGUGGCGCCCCGUCCAGGAGACGUAUACGUGCCCAGCGCGGCGGCCAGGGGGGCAUCCCCGCCUCCCUCUCCCACUCCACAGGGAACAUCUCCUCGCUUCCCGACCACCCUGACACCGCCAUGUACACCGCCUCGGGCUCCCGCCUACGCUCCCGCAGCCUCCCCCGCGAGGGAGGCCGCAUCCGCGACGAGGACCAGGACGACAGUGAUGAAGAUGACGAUGAUGAUGACGACGAUGAUGAUGAUGACGAUGAGGAGCUCUCUCCGUACGAGACGGGAACGGGGCCGAGGAUGUUGAAGGACGAGGAGGAGAGUGCGGACGACCAGGCCAUGCCAGAGCUGCAGCAAGGAGACGGGGGGAGUCCAGAACACAUGUGGAUGGAGAGGGGUCGCUCCCGUCUCCCCCGUCAGGUUGACAUGGGGAGCUGUGAGAUCUCCUCCAGCUCAGACACCUUCAGCAGCCCUAUCCACUCUGUCUCCACCACGGGGGUGCUGAGAGGACAGAUAGACCACAAG
This is a messenger RNA of Coregonus clupeaformis (lake whitefish), 1184 nucleotides long. RefSeq names its product Nance-Horan syndrome protein-like. The record is from RefSeq and is a predicted model, not a curated record. Gene Ontology annotation, biological process: lens development in camera-type eye; cell differentiation. The annotation marks the transcript as partial. NCBI's taxonomy places the organism in Eukaryota, Metazoa, Chordata, Actinopteri, Salmoniformes, Salmonidae. The transcript has 6 exons.